GCGGCUCUGGCUCUGCGCGCUCGGCUGGGCGGCUCCGGUCUGGAAGCGUUUCCGCCGCGCCUGUACCUGGAGAGGGACGGCCGGGCUCGCGAGCGGCGUCUCCCAGCGUGGCUGUUCCGCAGCGGCGAUGCGGGGCUGCUGGGAGAGGCUUGCACCGAGCCUGUGGGUGAAAAUUGUGUAUAACUGGUCGUAUGUAAAAACUGAAAGUGUUUGGUGUCCGUGUGCACCACCGGCCUGCCCUGCUGUGUUACAGAGCCCUUAGAGUCAGGAGCCUCCGAAACCCUGCACGGAACCGGGGGUUGGAUUAUGGAACUGAGUCUGUCUCACAUGCAAAGCUUUCCUUUCCUUUUCUCACCCAAUCCUUUGUGCUUUCAUAGUAGAUGGGAAAAAUAAAUUUAAAAAAUACAUAAAUUUUACCCUUCCCCAGCUGCUUCGUUAUCCCUUGGAUGCCGCCUUUAUUCAAUAUAAUACUAUGGUCAGCUCUGAUGCACUUGGGGUUUUUUUAAAAAUUAUCAGCUUACCUUAAAUCCUAGACAGUUUUCUCCAACCUGGAGUCAGUUUUGCAGUUUUUUCCUCUUUAUAAUCAAGCUGAUCUGAGCUCUAGAAAUACAAAUUAGUUUUAAUAUUACCUAAAAUUAGGAUAAAUUUCCUACAGAAGCAUCAUAUUGUGCGGCCUAAUAGGAAAAUGUUUAGAGGCUUCUGCCCGACUGUUUGCACUAGCAUAGUACAUCUAGUUUAACAAGGUCUUUAAAACAAAGUGGUUUGGCAGUUAUUUGUGUUAUUAUAGAUCAUAACCAUCUUAUAAACAAACCAGUGCUGUUUUGUUUUAGCAGCAAAUCACACAUAGCAGAGGUCUCUAUAUCUUAACAUGGAGGCAGACUUCUGGUUCAUUUUCAUGUUAGCAAAAUGAGUUUCCUCCAAGUUAAUCAAUCAAAACUGGCCAGUAUCAGAACUGACACUGAAAGUAUAAGGGGAAAGGCAAAGGGAGAAGCUUCUGCUCCUGUUGAUAACUCUUGAUUUUCUCCACUAGGAAGAAGUCCCCAAGGAGACUUUGCCAUAGGAGUUCACAGAAAUAUUGAAAUGUCAGGUUCCACGCCAUUUAAGAUGAGAUUAGUUCAUUUAGACCUUAAAGGAGCUCCACCAAAGGUCUCGUACCUCUCAGAGAUUUUUCCUCUGUUCCGUGCACUAGGUGCAAACGGCCUCCUCAUUGAGUAUGAAGACAUGUUUCCCUACGAGGGCCCUCUGAGGCUGCUGAGGGCCAAGUACGCCUACAGCCCCUCUGAAAUCAAAGAGAUCCUGCAUCUGGCUGGACUCAAUGAGCUGGAGGUGAUUCCUUUGGUGCAGACAUUUGGACACAUGGAGUUUGUGCUGAAGCACGCGGCCUUCGCCCACCUGCGGGAGGUGGGCCCCUUCCCCUGCACCCUGAACCCCCACGAGGCGGAGUCCCUGGCGCUGGUGGGCACCAUGAUCGACCAGGUCCUGGAGCUGCACCCAGGCGCCCAGCGGCUGCACGUCGGGUGUGAUGAGGUCUAUUACCUCGGAGAGGGGGAGGCCUCGCGCCGGUGGCUACAGCAAGAGCAGAACAGCACAGGGAAGCUGUGCCUGUCACACAUGCGGGCGGUGGCCAGCCGCGUGAAGGCCCGGCGCCCCGGCGUAACACCCCUGGUGUGGGAUGACGUGCUCAGAGACCUGCCUGAGGACCAGCUCGCAGCGUCCGGGGUGCCGCAGCUGGUGGAGCCGGUGCUCUGGGACUACGCGGCCGACCUGGAUGUGCACGGCAAGGUCCUCCUCAUGCAGAAGUACCGGCGGUGCGGCUUUCUGCGGCUGUGGGCAGCCAGUGCCUUCAAGGGUGCCACAGGGCCCAGCCAGGCCAUGCCCCCUGUCGAGCACCACCUCAGGAACCACGUGCAGUGGCUGCAGGUGGCGGGCAGCGGGCCCACAGACUCACUGCAGGGUAUCAUCCUGACCGGCUGGCAGAGGUACGACCACUACUCUGUGCUGUGCGAGCUGCUCCCUGCAGGAGUCCCGUCCCUGGCCGCCUGUCUGCAGUUGCUUCUACGCGGAGGAUUUGAUGAAGAUGUUAAAGCGAAAGUGGAGAACCUUCUCGGGAUUUCCAGCCUGGAAAUAACGGACCCUGUUAGGCAAGCACCCUGCAGCCCUCCCCGUCCCCUUCCUCCCUUCCCCUCCCCCCACCCCUGGAGACAGCUGUUCUCAGCAGGGCUCUCCGCAGGGAGGGGGCCGGCUCUUUCCCUGGCAGCAACAUCCUUGCCCUUGUCACACAAGUCAGCCUCCAUCUGCGCAGCUCUGUGGACGCACUGCUGGAGGGCAACAGGUAUGUCACUGGCUGGUUCAGCCCCUACCACCGCCGGCGGAAGCUCAUCCACCCGGUCAUGGUUCAGCACAUCCAGCCCGCAGCGCUCAGCCUCCUGGCGCAGUGGGGCACCCUCGUGCAGGAGCUGGAGGCUGCCCUGCAGCUGGCUUUCUACCCAGAUGCUGUGGAGGAGUGGCUGGAGGAAAACGUGCACCCUAGCCUGCAGCGGCUGCAAGCUCUCCUGCAGGACCUCAGCAAGGUGUCCAUCCCCCCGCCACCACCCACCAGCCCUGGCAGGGACACUGCUCAGGACCCCUGAGGGGAGAGCUCGUGCCGGGGGCUCCUGCUGUGGGCUGGGGGGCUCUGCGCUGCCAACUGUCGGCCUGGGUAAUAGAGGCCCACGUGGGUGUCGUGCCCUCUGGCCCAGCAGUCUCGCCCACACUCAGUUCCUGAGGGCCCUGGGCACCCCCAGGGGAGAGACUAGAAAACACAGAAGGAAGCAGCACAGGGAGACUCGCUUUGUAAUCUGCACGUGUGACACCGAUUCUUUGGAAAUAAAGAGUGGAAGGUGUGGGUGACACGCGAA
This is a messenger RNA of Nomascus leucogenys (northern white-cheeked gibbon), 2897 nucleotides long. It is a transcript of the gene HEXD, whose product is annotated as hexosaminidase D. The record is from RefSeq and is a predicted model, not a curated record. The coding region runs from base 1081 to 2889 and encodes 602 amino acids. Lineage: Eukaryota; Metazoa; Chordata; Mammalia; Primates; Hylobatidae. The transcript is spliced from 11 exons. Gene Ontology annotation, biological process: carbohydrate metabolic process. Gene Ontology annotation, molecular function: hexosaminidase activity.